GAAUAUCUCUACAUGCUGGUCUGCCAGACGCUGGAUGGCAUCUCCAACAAAAAGAGGGAGAAGCUCCCCACUUCCCUGGGCCCCGACGGCCGCGACGCCGACGCCACCUUCGGGGACAAGGAGAAGGAGUUCCUGUCCCUGGAUGACAUCCCCAGGACCAGCCAGGACAGCAUCAACAUGAGGAGGAGUCAGCAGCUCGCUGCCACCAACAUCGUUCCCCUGACCCCGAUGGCGCUGGUGGCCCCGGAGGAGGCGGAGAAGAAGGAAAAUCCCCUCCUGAGGUGACUCCCGAGUGUCCCCGUGCCCUGGUGCCAU
Cyanistes caeruleus (blue tit) is the source of this 315-nucleotide messenger RNA. NCBI's taxonomy places the organism in Eukaryota, Metazoa, Chordata, Aves, Passeriformes, Paridae. The record is from RefSeq and is a predicted model, not a curated record.